CUACAUUUUGUUUGAGAGAAAGAGAGAAUCAGAGGCCAUUCUUCCAAAGGAUUAAACCACAUUGCCUUCUAAAGUAUAAAAUCUCAACUCGUUAAUAUUCCUUAGGAAUUGGGUUUGGAUGCCCAAUUCCAACACCAAAAGGUUUGAACUUUGGGUGCCUCUGAAUCUCUCAAACGUGGGACUCACAAUCUAAGUUGUAAGUUCAUUUGGUCCUUGUAAAACAACAGAGUUUCCGCGGUUUGUGUUGGUGGGGGUUCAAAAUGUUGGGGGAUUUCAUUAAUCGAAUCCUUAUUCUCAUUCUGGGGUAUGCAUACCCUGGAUUCGAAUGCUAUAAAACAGUGGAGAAAAAUAGGGUUGAUAUUGAGGAACUUCGCUUCUGGUGUAAAUACUGGAUCAUUGUGGCACUUUUCACUGUACUAGAAAAGUUUGCAGAUAUAUUUGUUGGAUGGCUGCCAAUGUACGGAGAGAUGAAGCUGGUGCUCUUUGUCUACUUGUGGUAUCCCAAAACUAAAGGGACGGGAUAUGUUUACCAGACUCUGUUGAGGCCUUACAUAUCAAAGCAUGAAAAUGACAUUGACAGAACAUUAAUGGAGUGGAAGGCUAGAGGAUGGGAUUAUGUCAUAUUUUACUGGCAAUAUUGUGCCAAAUUUGGACAAACUGCAUUUGUUCAGGCUCUUCAGCACUUGGCUUCUCAAUCUUCUAGAUUUUCUGCCAACCCUACUACACAGAAAAAUGACAUGCAAGGUCAAAGUGCUCCACCACAAGCGACUCCAACCCAGGCCCAAACCUCCUUCAUGAAGCAAAGCAGCACCCUAAGCAAGAGCAAGAAGUGGCCUCCAAGCCCCCCCAGCACCACAGAAACCGUGGAGGUUCACCAUGUUUCCCAAACCGAAUCCGUGGAUGAGGAAGAGGAUGAGCCAUGCGAGCCCGAACCCGUCACAAUCAUCGACGGCCAAGACCAGAGUGUUAGCGUCAAAGACAGAAUCAAUCGGGCACGCGCCAGGCUCAGGCGGUUAGAUUCACAACAACAACAAAGUCCUUCUACUCCUCGAACCCCGCCGCCGCCACGUCGACAACAAUUGUGAGAAACGACAAUUGUACAUAGUCACCUCAAACUCAAACAAACCAAUCCCUGUUAAAAAAAAAUAACAGUGGAAUUGAAAUUGAAAAAAAUUGGACUCUGCUUUCUCUUCCAAAGAUUGUCAUUCAUUGAUUUGUGUACACCUUUUCCAAGUAAUAAUAAUAAUAUUUACAUUUGGAAUUUGCAA
Glycine soja is the source of this 1268-nucleotide messenger RNA. Its product is annotated as putative HVA22-like protein g. Lineage: Eukaryota; Viridiplantae; Streptophyta; Magnoliopsida; Fabales; Fabaceae. The record is from RefSeq and is a predicted model, not a curated record. Bases 261 to 1085 code for a protein of 274 amino acids. The transcript has 7 exons.